AUGGCAACGGAAGAAGGCAAGCUAGACGGUCGACAUGAAUGUGUAUUGAUAUCACUUUGUCAACAACUCGAUUUUGUGUCCACAAACCGGUAUGAAACGCAUCUGAUGGAUCGGAAAAGUGUCACUAUAGCUGUCGAAUCUCAUGGGACAUGUAAGGCACGACCCGGUUCUGGUCCAGAAACAAAAGAAAUAGAAUUUUCCGUGCCUUCCGAUCUGCCUCCAACUUCAAUCCAUGCUGAUCGACUUGUGACGAUCAGCUACUUUUUCAAAUUGGAUCUCGAACAUUUCGAUAUCGUUGUCCCUGUGAUUAUUGGCACAUCAAAAACGCCAGGAAAAAUUGACUGA
Messenger RNA from Strongylus vulgaris, 345 nucleotides. The record is from the annotation of a GenBank genome assembly. Lineage: Eukaryota; Metazoa; Nematoda; Chromadorea; Rhabditida; Strongylidae.